AUGGCUAUAAAGUGUAUCCAGGCGAAUAUCAACCACUGUGCCGCGGCGCAGGAUCUAUUGCUCCAGUCCAUGGUUGAGUGGGACAUAAAGGCGGCGGUAGUUUCGGAACCCUACUUUAUCCCAAACCGAGACGACUGGGUGUCGGACCAGGACAAGACAGUGGCCAUUAUUGUCCCUGCUCUAGCCGGAUCGCUAGCCAUCGAAAACUCUGUGAGGGGUAGUGGGUUUGUGAUGGCUGUCACAGGCGGCUUAGGCAUCAUCGGGAUAUACUUUUCUCCCAAUCGUGCCCUUGCCGAGUUUGAACGGAUGCUCACAGAAGUUGGAGCCUUGAUAGGGCAAAUGUCUCCUAUCCCGGUGUUAGUGGCUGGAGAUUUCAAUGCAAAGUCAACGGCAUGGGGAUCUCCAGCAACAGACAUCCGGGGCGAGGUAUUAGAAGAGUGGGCAAUCUCGCAAGGGCUGACUGUCCUCAACACCGGGUCGGAGAGUACAUGCGUGCGGCCUCAGGGUGAGUCCAUCGUGGACGUUACCUUUGCGUCCAACGCCCUGGCUUGCCGCGUUCGUCACUGGAGGGUGGAGACUGGCGUGGAGACACUAUCGGACCACCGGUAUAUACAGUUUGAGGUCGCAACUGUACCCGCCACUCCAAGACAAAACCGACCCGCUGCAGGGGACAGUCCAAGAUGGGUGCUGUCAAAACUUGACAGACAGCUGGCAAAGGAGGCGGCCAUAGUCGAGUCCUGGGGGCUCAUAAUGAGCCAAACCAGGUCGACCACGAAGCGGAGCUUCUCGCUGCCGCUCUAA
Messenger RNA from Leguminivora glycinivorella, 801 nucleotides. RefSeq lists its product as uncharacterized. The record is from RefSeq and is a predicted model, not a curated record. Lineage: Eukaryota; Metazoa; Arthropoda; Insecta; Lepidoptera; Tortricidae. Gene Ontology annotation, molecular function: catalytic activity. The transcript has a single exon. Bases 1 to 801 code for a protein of 266 amino acids.